Molecule: messenger RNA, 2493 nt
Organism: Vicia villosa (hairy vetch)
Lineage: Eukaryota; Viridiplantae; Streptophyta; Magnoliopsida; Fabales; Fabaceae
Exons: 3
Coding region: 1-2493 (830 amino acids)
Biological process (GO): proteolysis
Molecular function (GO): aspartic-type endopeptidase activity
Source: RefSeq, a predicted model, not a curated record
AUGGCGGCUAAUCCACCUCCCGUUGAAAGACUUUUAGGUGAUUAUGGAGGAGCAAAUGCACCACUUGGCCGGAUGACAAUAGUUAAUCAACCGGUCAAUGUCGACCACUUUAAGUUGCAUCCCUCAACUAUCAGAAAACUCGAAAGAAGACCUUUCUCUGGAAAAAUCAAUGAAGAUGCAAAUAAGCAUCUACAAAGAUUUCUGACCAUGACUACGUCCCUAAAAAUUGAGGGGCAUUCUGAAGAAGCUAAAAAGUUAGUGAUGUUUCCAUUUACACUAUCAGAGGACGCUGAAGAGUGGUUCUACUCUUUACCUGCUGGGAGCAUUACUACUUGGCAACAAAUGGAGACCACAUUCCUCAACGAGUAUUUUCCCGCCUCUGUGUACAUCCGCAAGAGGUAUGACAUAGUUAAUUUUAAACAGAAGGAAGGGGAGUCACUCGGGGACGCUUAUAAAAGGUACAAAAGAUUGUUGGUUGCAUGUCCUACACACAAUAUGGAUACAACUGAACAAAUGCAAAAUUUCGUGAAUGGCCUGAGAAUCAAGACUAAGCAACUCAUCGACACAGCUGCCGGUGGCUCAACAAAUUUUACAACAGCCACUGGUACUAAGAAGAUUAUAGAAGCCAUUGCUGCAAAUGAACACUUGGAGUUAUAUGACCGUAGUGUAAGCCAACCAGAAGGAAUCAUCGAUCUGAAGUUGGCAAAUCAAGUGGUUAAGAUGAAGGAUCAAAUUAUAGUUGAAGUAGAAAGAAGACUGAAGAAGAUAGCCCUGGAUACUCAAACGGUUGCACAGGUUCAGCCAGUUCAACCGGUUCAAGCAGUAAAUUGCGAAAUUUGUGGGGGACCUCAUUUUGCGAUACAUUGUGUUACAACCGCACAGCAAGUAGAAGAGAUCAAUUUUCUGAAGCAAAAUAAUCCCUACUCAAAUACUUACUAUCCGGGAUGGAAAAAUCACCCAAAUUUCUCUUGGAAAGAUCAACAAGGGAAUGCUCAAAAACAAGGGACCAUACCAUACCAACCUCAGCAACAACAGUAUCGGCCACCACAGCAACAACCAUAUCAGCAACCAUAUCAACAACCUCCACAACAACAAUUCCAACAACAGGUACCCAAAAAAGCAGAUUGGGAAAUUGCAAUUGAAAAGAUGGCCGCCCAAAGUUCCCAAUUCCAAGAAGAGACUAGAAGUAACUUAAGGAAUACAGGUGCUUCUAUUAAAAAUCUCGAGAUCCAGAUGGGUCAAAUCGCGCAACAACUAGCCGGUUCUCAACCACAAAGUGCCUUGCCAAGUGCUACAGUUACCAAUCCAAGAGAUAAUAAUCAUGUUAAUGCUGUGACUACAAGAACCGGAAAAACAAAAGAAGUACCCGAGUCUGAAGAAGAAGAACAAUUGAUUGAAGUUGAUUUGGAGAUAAAAGAAACCGACCUUGCAAGUGAAGAAGUUGUUGUACCCGAAAGAUUAGUUGCAGAGAAGGCCCAUAAUCCUAAACCAGCGGUUAAGCUUCCUUUCCCCACAAGGAACAAGAAGAAGGUUCAGCAUGAGAAGAAUUUCCAAAAAUUCCUAGAAAUAUUCAAAAAGCUCGAAAUCAAUAUCCCUCUCUUGGAGGGUAUGAAGAUUCCAGUGAAAAAGAAAGAUCGAGGUUCCGUGACUAUUCCGUGUACCAUUGGAGAUAGGUCAUUCAAGAAAGCUCUUAUUGAUUUGGAAGCCAGUGUGAGUCUCAUGCCAUUGUCCAUUUAUAAGAGAUUGGGGAUAGGGAAUGUGCAAGAUACAAGGAUGACACUCCAAUUUGCUGACCAUUCUGUUAAGAGACCCUACGGGAUAGUAGAAGAUGUACUAGUAAAGAUCGACAAGUUUGUGUUCCCGGUAGAUUUUGUCAUUUUAGAGAUGCCGGAAGAUGAAGAGAUACCAAUCAUCUUGGGGAGACCAUUUUUAGAGACCGGGAGAUGCUUGAUCGACAUAGAGGAAGGUACAAUGACCUUGAAGUACAAGGAUGAUGUGGCCACGAGUCAACAUAUUGAGGUGAUUGAUGAAGUAAGUGAAAAUGAAAAUUCUUUUACAACACUUAAAUUACAUUUGGAAAGAGUGUUGAGUUUAUCAAUUUUUGACAAAGAUGAAGUGGUUAAUGAAGAGGAUACGAAAGUAGUAGCCAUGAUGGAAGCUUUGCCACCUUUUAAGGGUUAUCGACACAACCGGUGGGAAGACCUUAGGCAACCUUUAGUGGAGGAGGAGAAAGAUGAACAAAAGAAAGGGGCUGAACUAAAACAAUUACCGGAGAACCUCAAAUAUGUCUUCUUAGACACUGAGAGUAAGUUCCCGGCCAUCAUAAGUUCCACCCUUGAAUUCCUUCAAGAAGAUAAGCUUGUCAAAGUUCUUAAAAAGCAUAAGAGUGCUCUCGGAUGGUCCAUUGAAGAUUUGAAAGGCAUAAGUCCAACAAUUUGCAUGCACAAAAUCCUUAUGGAAGACGAUCACAAACCGGUUGUCCAACCUCAAUGA